Equus caballus (horse) is the source of this 2675-nucleotide messenger RNA. RefSeq names its product MYD88 innate immune signal transduction adaptor (gene MYD88). Gene Ontology annotation, cellular component: plasma membrane. Gene Ontology annotation, biological process: MyD88-dependent toll-like receptor signaling pathway; Toll signaling pathway; positive regulation of canonical NF-kappaB signal transduction. NCBI's taxonomy places the organism in Eukaryota, Metazoa, Chordata, Mammalia, Perissodactyla, Equidae. The record is from RefSeq and is a predicted model, not a curated record. Gene Ontology annotation, molecular function: TIR domain binding; Toll-like receptor binding.
CGCGGUCCCGCGACGCGGCUCCACAGCGCGGAGGCUCCAGGGCGGCCCGCCAUGGCUGCAGGAGGCCCCGGCGUGGGGUCCGCGCCCCACAUUCCCUCCGCGUCCUCCCUGCCGCUGGCUGCGCUCAACGUGCGAGUGCGGCGCCGCCUGUCGCUCUUCUUGAACGUGCGGACGCAGGUGGCGGCUGACUGGACGGCGCUGGCCGAGGAGAUGGACUUCGAGUACUUGGAGAUCCGGCAGCUGGAGACGCACACCGACCCCACGGGCAGCCUGCUGGACGACUGGCAGGGACGCCCUGGCGCUUCCGUGGGCCGCCUGCUCGAGCUGCUCGCCAAGCUGGGCCGCGACGACGUGCUGGUGGAACUGGGGCCCAGCAUUGAAGAGGACUGCCAAAAGUAUAUCCUGAAGCAGCAGCAGCAGGAGUCUGAGAAGCCCUUACAGGUGGCUGCGGUAGACAGUAGUGUCCCACGGACGGCAGAGCUGGCAGGCAUCACCACGCUCGAUGACCCCCUGGGGCAAAUGCCUGAGCGUUUUGAUGCCUUCAUCUGCUACUGCCCCAGCGACAUCCAGUUUGUGCAGGAGAUGAUCCGGCAGCUGGAGCAGACAAACUAUCGACUGAAGUUGUGUGUGUCUGACCGCGAUGUCCUGCCUGGCACCUGUGUCUGGUCCAUCGCCAGUGAACUCAUUGAGAAGAGGUGCCGCAGGAUGGUGGUGGUUGUCUCCGAUGAUUACUUGCAAAGCAAGGAAUGUGACUUCCAGACUAAGUUUGCACUCAGCCUCUCUCCAGGUGCCCAUCAGAAACGACUGAUCCCCAUCAAGUACAAGGCAAUGAAGAAAGAGUUCCCCAGCAUCCUACGGUUCAUCACUGUCUGUGACUACACCAACCCUUGCACCAAGUCCUGGUUCUGGACUCGCCUCGCCAAGGCUCUGUCCCUGCCCUGAAGACUGCCUGGGGACCCUGGGUGUGCGUGCGUCUGUCUGCCUGUACAUGUACUUCUGCCCCUGCUUCCUCCUGUGGUUGUAGGGAAAUCUGUGUUCCACUUGCCUCUCAAUUCUUGGAGAUGCCAACUCCAUAGACACAUCUGCAGCCACUAUACAUAUCUGGACAUCACAUCUCAUGUCCUGCGUGGAACCAGUGGCUGCAAGUGUCACGUCCACUUGCUGGGUUAUCAGCCAGGAGAGUGAAAACCACAGCUAGCUGGGACUAAGAAGAGGACCAGCGGAGCCAGCUCUGACCUGUCCACACAUCUUAGGCCUCAGUUUCUCUACCUGAGAACUAAGUACGGUGGGGAGAACAGGCAGUAGCUGUGUUUGAAUCACUGUAGGAAAUGUUGAAACAUUGGUCUGGGUCUCCUAGGGGAGACAAAUGUUGGUUGUGAGAGAGCUGGCUGCCUGGGCCACAUGCUGGCCACUGUGGGGACCACGGCACUGCUGGGGCAGCUGCUUCCAUGAUGGUGCCUACUGAUACGUCAGUGCCUGGUUGCCCACCUCAUAUCCCACUUCCUCCGCCUGCCCCCAGGGGCAGAUGGGGAAGCAGGCUGGCCCAGCAUGGGGAGAUCCUACCUUGAACCUGAUUCCCUAAUGGGUCCACCUCUUAUCUGUCUCUUUGACCCCUCCCAGCCUCUGCCUACCUUCAGUGGGACAUGUCCCCAAGACAUUGGCCCAAUUGUCUAGGACUGCUUUUUCCUUCCACCUCUCCACACCCCUGUGAUCACACUCUCACCUCUGCCUGGCAUGAGAAGGAUCCUGACCUCCAGCAUAUCCAUCAAGUUUGGGUUCCGGGGCUGGGUCACCAUGGCAGUGUAAGGAGGAAAGCUUCCCCGUUGGGCCCCCCAGAGAGCUGUCCUACCAACCUUCUGUACUUUGAUUGCCUUACAAAGCUGUUUGCUGGGACCAGUUUACAAACAGUGAUCACACAAGAGCCUCCUGCCCCAAGGCUUAUGGGUACAUGGACACAUACAAACUCACAGCCACAUAUCUACAUGCACGUGCACCCUCACACACACACACACACACAGCCACCUUCAUGCACAUAUUUCCCUGGGUACAGCUUCUAGGAACGGCUGGUGGGGACAGUCCAACCAUCAAGGGGGUCUAACCCUGGACAAAGAUGGGACACUCUUGUAUUCCUUUUCUCUUUUUUCCCUCUUCAUUUAAAACCAGACUCUGGAAAGGACCCACUAUGCCAGUAUUCAUACCUUCAGUGGAGCACAGAGCAAGAGAGGGCUGCUUGAACUCACACAGCAAGUUAGCUGCAGACACAGCUGUGUUUCCCUCCCCCGCACAUUUGUACGUUAGUCACCCUCAAGCUCUCCUUUGAGGAGAAAAUGUCAUGGUCUCAGGUCUCUGACCCAGGGCAGACCCAGGACCCUAAAUCUAAUAGAAAAUGUGUGUCCUCUUUGCUCCACCUCCAGCCAUGGGGGGGGCAAGGUACGUUUCCUCAGGGUCUCAGAGGGACUGGAGGCCCCUCUCUGCAUGACAUUGACGAAGCACUUAGCUACCAUGCACCUAUCCCCACUUUGAUAUUGGGAGGUAUUUUAAAACAAUUUUAGGAAACUAUCUUUUACUACGGUUUUGUAUGCAUUGUGAGAAUCUCAGAGAGCUGAGAAAUGCCUAUGUUUGUCAUUUCUCCUUCUGUAUCCUGGGUUUACAAUAAAGAGUUCUCUACUUGGGGA